This is a messenger RNA of Strongylocentrotus purpuratus (purple sea urchin), 4326 nucleotides long. It is a transcript of the gene clint1, whose product is annotated as clathrin interactor 1. The transcript is spliced from 12 exons. The record is from RefSeq and is a predicted model, not a curated record. Gene Ontology annotation, cellular component: clathrin vesicle coat; endosome; plasma membrane. Gene Ontology annotation, molecular function: clathrin binding; phospholipid binding. Lineage: Eukaryota; Metazoa; Echinodermata; Echinoidea; Camarodonta; Strongylocentrotidae. Bases 155 to 2401 code for a protein of 748 amino acids. Gene Ontology annotation, biological process: endocytosis.
AUGAUGACGUUGACGAUAUGCCGGUACACUUGUGAAUUUACGUCGUUAGACGCCCACUAAAGUAGGGAUUUGCAAUCCUUGAUCAUCGGCUUGAAUUUGGCGUAUUUUUAUUUAUUUUUUCUUCACAACGGAAAAACUUGCAUAAUCCAUCAUCAUGCAGUCGGCUAUGUGGAAAAUCCGUGAAUUAACGGACAAAGUGACCAAUGUGGUAAUGAACUACAGCGAGGUGGAGUCCAAGGUUCGUGAGGCAACAAAUGAUGAAGCUUGGGGACCACAUGGCACUCUUAUGUCGGAAAUUGCCAGAGAGACGUUCACAUAUGAACACUUUCCAGAAGUUGUUGGGAUGCUAUGGAAAAGAUUGCUCUAUGACAACAAGAAAAGUUGGAGGAGGGUGUACAAGUCAUUACUACUUCUACAGUAUCUUAUAUUGAACGGGUCAGAAAGAGUAGUGACCAGUGCAAGGGAGCACCUCUAUGAUCUCAAAGGACUAGAAUCGUACUCCUUUUUAGAUGAAUUCAACAGAGACCAAGGGUUGAAUGUGAGACAGAAGGUGAAGGAUAUAAUCCAGCUCGUUCAGGACGAUGAGAUCCUCCGAACGAAGAGGAAAGCAGCAAGGAAAUCCAAGGACAAGUAUACUGGUAUUGAAAGUGCAAAAGCUGCUGACACAGAUGAUUACAGUGAUCGCUACGAUCGUCAACCCAAGGCCAACUGGCUGAGGACCAAAGAAAAUGACAAGGAAUUGGACGAUGAAUGGAACAAGAAGACUGACAGAGGAAGACCGGGCGAGAGACGAGGAGGUGAAGAUGACGACGAAUCACCGCCAGAAUAUGCAGAUGAAGACACAGAUGAUGAAUCUUCACGGCCGCAACCAUCAAAGAAUUCUCGAUUCGAGUUCCAUGACGAAGAAGAGAAGGAGGAAAGGGUAACAUCGACAACGACGACGGAGAGGAGAACGAAGAUGACCAAGAAGCGAUCGGGGAAGAGGUUAGAUCUAGGGGCCGCCGCAUCGUAUGCAGCAGAAGCGCAAGAAGAUUCACCUAAUACACGGCAACAAAGUUCCUCCAACGAUUUAGUUACAGACCUAUUUGAUUCCGUCUCAGCCGCCCCCAUCACCAACUCAGCGCCGCCCUUAUCUCCGCGUGCGGGUCAGUUUGCGGAUUUCUCAUCAGCGGCGGCAAAUGAAAGCUUUGGGGACUUCAACCCCAGAGGCGACGCCCCAAGUGCCAAGUCACCCGCAGCAACAAACAACGAGUUUGCAGAUUUCUCAAGUUUUAAGAGUACCCCAGCUCCUGCCCCUGCUGCACAACCAAGUGACUUCCAGAAGGUCCAGCUAUCGCAGACGGUGACCCAGCAGACACAGAGCACCACCACGCUACAGAGCAACCUCAGUCUCCUCAGCUUGGAUGCACCACUUCAACCAUCAGGCACCAUCAACCACAUGCAGCCACAACAACAGCCCAUGAUGAUGGCACCACAGCAACCACUCAUGACCGCACCACAACCAACACAGCAACCUAUGAUGCAGCCACAACACGGCAACAUGGGCAUGUUGCAGCCACAGCAGUCGUUAGACUCGGACGUGCAGCAACCACAUAUACCAGACGGGCAGUUGCAUAUGCAGGCGCUGCCACUGCAGCAGCCUCAACCGAUGCCAAUGGGUGGAAUGAUGCCCGGAGGCGGUAUGCCCGGUGGCGGAAUGCCUGGAUACGAAAUGCCCGGUGGCGGUAUGCCCGGAUACGAAAUGCCCGGAGGCGGAAUGCCUGGAAGCGAAAUGCCCGUAGGCGGAAUGCCUCUCGGUGGAAUGCCCACUGACCAGCAAGCUCAGUACAUGUACUAUGCAGGGACUCAGCCUAUGAACCAGGGUAUGAUGGGACAGCAAGGCAUGAUGGGACAGCCAGGCAUGAUGGGACAGCCAGGUAUGAUGGGACAGCAAGGCAUGAUGGGACAGCAAGGCAUGAUGGGACAGUCUCCUAUGUCAUCGUCAGGGCAAACGACCCCGUCAAAAUCAAAAAUCUGGUCUGGCAGUAAGGUGAAUAUCAGCCUGGACUCCCUCAGCCCAGCAGACAGGUACAAGAAACAAUUACAACCCAGUAUGAACCAGCUGCAACAACAAACCGGUGUGGUGUCACCUGGUGGACCAAACUACAUGGUCAAUACGGCGUCCCCCGUCCAGCAGCAAUCAACCAACCCCCAGAUGGCUGGUAUGAUGGGCGGUACCCCUAUGGGACAAACAGGCAUGGCAGGUGGUACCAUGCAAGGUAACAUGGGUGGUGGCAUGAGACCACAGCAGCAGCAGCAGCCCAUGAUGAUGGGGCAGGCACCGAUGGGCAUGGCUGGCGGUAUGAACCAGAUGGGCGGCGGCGGCAUGGGCAUGCAGUUCGGUGCCUACGGUGCCAAGUGAGUACCGGCGGUGCCAAGUGAGCACCGACCAGCUCACGACAGAGAACCUUGAACUUAUAGAAAAACAGCACUAUCUUCCUACAAGACAGUCAUUACUGAACCGUGGAGAAACCAACGUCAUGCUUCAGGAAUCGGUGGUCCAUUCCUCCCUGGAUCUUACUUCAAGAUUCGAUGGUCAGGGCCCUGUUUCACAAAACUUUUCAUCAGUGACAAAUGACAGUUUUUGUUAUAAGCUACUGAAAUCCUUGCUUCUGAUUAGUUAUAAGCAGAUUUGUCACUGAUUUUUUUCAUUUGUCAUUGAAAAAAGGCUCUGUGAAACGGUUCCCUGAAUGUUGUUGCUGAAACCUGAAGGUAUCAUAGAGUCGGGAUAUAAGAUUAGAACAUUCGAAGAUCGUAUAAAAGUAUAGUAGGAAGCUUUAUUUAUAAAAUUUUAAUUACGACACAAAUGAGACAAUUAUGUACAUUAAACCUGGGGAACUUGAAUGUAAUUUAGGUGUGGGACCAGUAUCAAGUAGAUAUGAUUGUAAUGCCGAGAGUUAUAGUGACUACCAGGUGAUGAAUAUGAAGAUAAUUGUUCACUACCAAUCUGUUGAGAAUUAUGAAAAUAAUUGCUAGGAGUCCGUACAUAAACUCAGGAAGAUUAUGUUUUUUUGUGUGUCAAUCGUUAGAUAGGAGAAGAGUCUAUCACUUCGUCGGUUUAGUUUGAGCACUGCUUUCUCUGUCCAUGGAAGUUUAACGAAAUGACAGUGAGAUCUUAAUUGAGAAGAGCCUAGCUGUCUACCGCUUCACUGUGUGCUGAAUCUUCCUCAGGCAAAUGAUAGCACACAUGUAACAACAGAUAUUCCUUUUUAUGUGUGUGUGAAUGCAUUGGGUCAUACAUGUGUGCAUGUAUUUGAUCAGGAUCCAUUCAAUUCUGCAUCAUGUGUGUGUGUGUGUGUGCGCUCGGAAGGAACGUAUUAGUGAAUCGACACUGCUCUUAACAACCUCUGCUCAUAUUGUCCCGACGGAAUAAGUCUCAAUCAGUGCCUUGAUAUGUAGUGUGAACCAUGAUUAUGUUAAGUUUCAAAGAAAAUGAAAACAAAAGAGGACAAUUCUUCAGAUACUUCUUAACCGUAUAAGCAUUACAUUAUUGAUUCUUAAGUAAUCGUUAACAAGACAAAUUUUUGUGGGUGUUGUUUUUAGAAUGUCUGUACAGCAAAACCCGAAAUCUUUGAGACAUUAAACUUUGCUAAUCGUAAGUGGUGGCCAUUUUCCUGGCUAGAAGUUGUCACAAAUUGCUAAAAACUUCAGUGUCGUGUCAAUUGUAAAUGUAAUUCACCAAUAUAUCGACAUGAAGCUUUUGCAAUUCUUAACCACUUGUGCAAUUCCCGAAGAUUUUUGCAUACAAAUGUUUCUGGUUUUACUGUCAUUAGUGAUUUAUUGAGGAGUAAAGAAUUGACAUUCCAAACUUGACAAGGUUGCAAUCUUCUGAUAAAUAAGUGAAAAUUAACUUCAAGUUUAGCUCAAUGGAGUUAGCUUAGAGCACAUGUGCGUUGUUGGAUUCCCACGGCAUUAGGUGGUGUGAUGUAAUGCUAGGAUAUAAAACUAGUCUUUCGAUGUUUAACAAUGAGGUAGAGAACGUUAGAAUAGGAGAGAGAGAGAGAAGGGGGAGGAUGCUAUGUGAAAUCAGUAUUGCUGUUUUAGUUAUGUAUCUGCACUUAGGAAUAUGUUUUAUAUUUGAGACUGUGUUUUUGUUCAAUUUUAGACAUUGCAUCAACAUGUAAGCGACUUGCACAUUUGUCAGGGGCAAAGUCUGGAUGUGAUGAUGAUGCUGAUGCACGCAAGUGUCCUUGUACAUGUGAUGUGACACUUUUAUUCACAAGUUUGUUGAUUAUGUGUAAAUGUGAUUUUAGAACGAAUAGAAAUUACUUCAAUUAUGAAGCACAA